Pelecanus crispus (Dalmatian pelican) is the source of this 3916-nucleotide messenger RNA. The record is from RefSeq and is a predicted model, not a curated record. NCBI's taxonomy places the organism in Eukaryota, Metazoa, Chordata, Aves, Pelecaniformes, Pelecanidae.
CGCAUCCAGGGCUGCCCCUUCCUACCGGGCGGCGUGCACCUCUGCGAAGUACAGAGCCACCUGGUCGUCCUGCUGAUCACCGGGCAGACGGUGCAUCGCCUGCUCCUGCCCCAUCCCGCCCGCAUGUACCGCAGCGAGCUGAUAACAGAGAGCCAAAUCCAGUCCGUGUUUACAGAUAUCGGCAAAAUCAACUUCAGAGAUCCUUUGAAUUACUACCUGAUUCCCAGCGUGCCAGGCCUGGCGUCUAAUUCUGUUGCCUCAGCGGCGUGGCUUAGCAGCGAGGGGGAGGCUCUCUUCGCUCUGCCCUCUGCUUCGGGAGGGAUCUUCGUCCUUAAGCUGCCUCCUCACGAUGCGCCUGGAACGGUUACGGUUGUGGAAUUGAAACAGAGCUCGGUGAUGCAGCGUUUCCUUACCGGUUGGAUGCCAACUGCCAUCAGAGGUGACUGUGGCCCAUCGGACCUGCCUGUCAGCCUCUCUGUUCACUGCCUGGAUCACGAUGCCUUUCUCUUUGCUCUCUGCCAGGACCAUAAACUUCGGAUGUGGUCCUAUAAGGAUCAAAUGUGCCUGAUGGUUGCAGAUCUGCUGGAGUUCAUGCCGGUCAGCAGGGACCUGCGGCUCGCAGCUGGGACUGGGCACCAACUGCGCCUGGCCUUCUCCCCGUCCCUGGGGCUUUACCUCGGAGUGUACAUGCACGCGCCCAAGCGAGGGCAGUUCUGUGUCUUCCAGCUGGUGAGCACCGAGAGCAACCGCUACAGCCUUGACCACAUAUCCUCCCUGUUCUCCUCGCAGGAGACUCUUGUUGACUUUGCCUUAACCUCGGCUGAGAUCUGGGCGCUGUGGCACAACGAAGAGAACCAAACCGUUGUGAAAUACAUCAACUUUGAGCAAAAUGUCGCGGGCCAGUGGAACCAGGUCUUUGUGCAGCCACUGCCUGAAGAGGAAGUGAUGGUUCGACACGAUCAGGACCCCAGGGAAGCCUACCUGGAAUAUCUCUUCAUGCCUGGCCAGUUCACAAACGCAGCUAUCCAGAAGGCUUUACAGAUCUUUUCUCAAGAAACUGAGGGACACAUGGAUCUGACAUGGGAUGAGUUAAAAAAAGAGGUUACCUUAGCCGUGGAAAGCGAGUUCCAGGCCAGCGUGACAGAAUAUGAGUGCUCGCUGGAGGAUUUUCGGCAGCUGCAGGCGGAGUUCUGGUCCAAGUUCUAUGCCUGCUGCCUUCAGUACCAAGAAGCCCUCUCACGGCCCCUGGCCCUGCACUUGAAUCCCUACACCAGCAUGGUGUGCCUGCUGAAGAAGGGCUCCCUGUCUUUCCUUGUGCCCUGCUCCUUGGUGGACCAUCUCUAUCUCCUCUCUAACGAGCAUCUCCUGACUGAGGACGACGCUGCCAUCUUUGAUGAUAUGGAGAUGUCUCGUGAUGUUGUCUGUCUUGUCCAGUGCCUUCGACUGAUCGGAGAAUCAAUUUCCAUGGAAAUGGCAUUCACAAUGGAAAUGGCUUGCUUCCACCUCCAGCCUCCAGAAAAGGCUGCAGAGGAGAUCGUGGAGGACUUGAUAGCUAAUGACACGGAAAAUGUGAUGGAGGAUAUACACAGCAAACUGCAGGAGAUCAGAAACCCCAUCCAUGCCAUCGGAGUGCUCAUCCGCGAAAUGGACUACGAGACAGAUGCUGACACGGAAAGAGGUGAAAGCUCUACAGCAGCGCCUCAUCACCUAAAUAUGCGCAUGAACCUCACCCAGCUGUACGGUAGUGGUACCGCUGUCAGCGUGGUUUGCUGGGGGGUAUGUAAGAUUGCCACGAUCCGUUUCCUGAUCUGUCGGGACCUGUUGUUCCUCCAACAGCUGUUGCUGCGGCUUGGAGAUCCUAUGGUUUUGGGAGGGGGACAGCUGUUCCAGUCUCAGCAGGACCUGCUGCACCGCACCUCUCCCCUGCUGCUGUCCUACUACCUGAUCAGGUGGGCAAGCCAGUGCCUUGCGUCUGACGUCCCUGUCGACACGCUGGAGUCGAAUCUGCAGCAUCUCUCUGUGUUGGAGUUAGCAGACACCACUGCUGUAACACCCCAUAAGCUAGUAUCCAGCCCUCAAACAAUUGUGGAGCUGUUCUUUCAGGAAGUGGCCAGAAAACACAUCAUAUCUCGACUUUUCUUGCAACCAAACACCUCUUUGGCUGAAACAAGUUUGAACUGGCCCCAUCUCAUUACCGCAAUAGUGGCUGACUUUCUGCCGCUCCUAUGGCCCAGCAAUCCCGGCUUCCUCUUCCCCGAGUGCCUGAUGGGGAGCUGUCAGUACACCCAGCUGCAGGAAUACAUUCGCCUGCUGCAGCCGUGGUGCCACGUGAACAUGGGCUCCUGCUACUUCAUGAUGGGCAGGUGCUACCUUGUCAUGGGCGAGGGGCACAAGGCUUUGGACUAUUUCUGCCAAGCCGCGUCAGAGGUGGGAAGAGAAGAGUUCUUGGACAGGCUGAUCCAACCUGAGGAGGGUGAGAUGGUCUCCACUCCACGCCUGCAGUACUACAACAAGGUUCUGCGCUUGUUGGACAUGGUUGGUUUACCGGAGCUGGUCAUCCAGCUGGCUGCCCAGGCUAUCAUGGAAUCGGCGGAUGACUGGAGAAUCCAGGCUACUUUGAGGACUUGCGUCUUUAAACAUCACUUGGAUUUGGGACACAACAGUGAAGCAUAUGUAGCCUUAACGCAAAACCCAGAUCCGAGCAGGCGGCUGGACUGUCUGCGCCAGCUAGUGGUGGUUCUCUGUGAGCGCUCCCAGCUCCAGGACCUGGUGGAAUUCCCCUACGUGAACCUCCAUAACGAGGUCGUGGGGAUCAUCGAAUCUCACGCUCGAGCGGUGGACCUGAUGACCCACAACUACUAUGAGCUGCUGUACGCUUUCCACAUUUACCGCCACAACUACCGCAAGGCUGGAACGGUGAUGUUUGAAUACGGCAUGCGUCUGGGCAGGGAGGUGCGGACGCUCCGAGGGCUCCAGAAACAGGGAAACUGUUUUCUUGCUGCUAUUAACUGCUUACGGUUGAUCCGCCCAGAGUACGCCUGGAUAGUGCAGCCAGCUGCCGGAGCUGUGUACGAACGCCCUGGAGCAUCCCCGAAGAGAAGCCACGAUGGGGAGUGCACGGCUGUUCCAACAACUCGCCAAAUCGAGAUCCUGGAGCUGGAGGAUUUGGAGAGGGAGUGUUUGUUGGCCCGGAUCCGGCUGACUCUGGUGCAGCAUGACCUGUCGACAGCGGCUGUGGCAGGCAACUCUACACCUGAGGAAACAGUUGCUCUCCUGGUCCGGGCCGGCCUCUUCGACACCGCCAUCACUCUGUGCCAAACAUUCAAGCUGCCCUUGACGCCUAUCUUCGAAGGACUCACUUUCAAGUGCAUCAAGCUGCAGCUGGGAGGGGAGGCAGCGCAGGCAGAGGCCUGGGACUGGCUAGCAGCAAACCAGCUCUCCGCACUCGUUACCACCAAGGAGUCCAGUGCCACAGAUGAAGCUUGGCGGCUGCUGUCAUCCUAUUUGGAGCGUUACCCAUCCCAAAACAGUCUCUACCAUCGCUGCGUCAUCAACAAGCUCUUGGCGCAUGGGAUACCUCUUCCCAACUGGCUCAUUAACAGCUACAAGAAAGUGGAUGCUGCCGAGCUGCUGCGUCUCUAUCUGAAUUACGAUCUGCUGGAGGAGGCUGUGGAUCUGGUCCUGGAGUAUGUAGACGCUGUGCUGGGCAAAGGGCAUCAGUAUUUUGGAAUCGAGUUCCCGCUGUCUGCCACGGCCCCCAUGGUGUGGCUGCCCUACACCGCCAUCGACCAGCUGCUCCAGGCACUGCAGGAGAGCACCACCAACCAUUACAACGUUGCGCUCUACCAGAAGUUGCAUGACAAGAUGGAGGACUACCAGCAGAAGGUCAGCGUGGCCACCCGGGAUCGCCUGUACC